GAUUGAUUCUAUGUCUCAGUAUCGAACACAGGCGCAAAUAGGCUGAAUAGCUUUGCGCCUCAGUCUGUACCCAACCUCCAUCUAUACAAUCCAUGGCUACCAUACCCAACCUACAUAGCUAAAUUCUAUCUGAAAUCUACGCAACCGAUGUUAAAAACAGCCAACGAAAAUCAGAAUCUCCUCCAACUUGCUGGGAUUGUGAAGAGCACGAGUGACGAAGAAAAUCGGAAUACUGACGUCAUAAUCGUUACCACCAUCGAUGGGGUCUCCCGUCCCUGCAAUUCAUUCGCCCAUUUCUAACGUCUUCGUGUACGGCAGCCUCCUCUCCGACGACGUCGUUCGCGCCCUUUUGAGUCGCGUUCCUCGUUCAGCUCCGGCCGUCCUUCCCAAUUACCAGAGGUUUAGUAUCAAGGAGCGUGUUUACCCUGCAAUUAUACCGGUUGAAAAUAAGAAAGUCCAUGGCAAGGUACUUCUCGACAUUACGCCACCCGAACUUCAUAUUUUGGAUGUGUUUGAGGAUGUUGAGUACGAGAGGACAACUGUUGAUGUUUGCUUGGAGGAUAGUUCAGAGAAGUUGAAAGCAUACACGUAUGUAUGGGAAAACAAGACUGAUCCAGACUUAUAUGGCGAGUGGAAUUUUGAGGAAUGGAAAGAACUGCACAUGAAGGAUUUCUUGAAGAUGACGACAGAUUUUGUUGAGGAAAUGGAGCUGCCAGAUCCAAAGACCCGAGUGGCAACAUAUGAAUCGUUUUACAAAGGCGCAGAUAAUGAUCCUCCUAAUCCUUAAAUAGAGAUAUAUCAAAAACACAAAACUCUCAUCGACGUUAUACUAGCCGCCGUUGCCAUGGCCGACCAGAGCAAGGUGCCGCCGAUUGGCUCCCCCUUGUACAUGUACCCGUCCGAUAGCACGGGAACGCCACUGACACAAGUGAUUCUCACCGGCGAGAAUUACUCGACAUGGGCCAAGGCUGUGAGGCGUGCUCUAGAAGCGAAGAACAAAGCAGGCUUUGUGGAUGGCUCCGUCCACAAACCGACCAGUGACCAUCCCGACCAUCAUUGGUGGAAGAUGGGCAAUAGCUUGGUUGCCUCUUGGAUCCUUAAUUCUCUUGAGAAGUCGCUGCAACAUAGUGUUGUACAUGCGGCAGAUGCUCGGGCCAUGUGGGACGAAUUGAAGGAACGUUUUUCACAAGGCAACGUACCACGCAUCCAUCAAUUGAAGGCGGAGAUUAGUCUACUUCGCCAAAAUGGUCAGUCUGUGACCGAAUAUUUCACGAAAUUGAAGGGCCUUUGGGACGAACUCGGCGACUACAACGAUGUGGUCAUGUGCACCUGCGCCGGGUGCACCUGUGGCGUGACCGCAAGGCUCGCGACUGAACGGGAAACCGAGAUGCUACACCAAUUCCUCAUGGGGCUUGAUGCGGAGUCCUAUGGUGCCGUUCGUACUCAAAUUCUUAGCAUGGAGCGCCUCCCUUCUAUCAACAAGGCGUAUUCUUUGAUAAUCCAAGAAGAACGCCAACGAUCCGUGAUUCGAGACCGGGAAGCACCCAAGGAUCACGUUCUCGCUCUCACUGCUGGGAAAGGAGGCGCCCCUCGCUAUGUUUGUGAUCAUUGUGGAAUGACUGGACACUCAAAGUCGCGUUGCUACGAACUGAUCGGGUACCCGGAAAAUUGGGAUCACAGCAAAAAUAGCUCGGGACGUAAAGGGGGCAACCGAAACCGUGGACAAAAGACAACCGGUCAAAUCAAUACUCGCGUAGCAGCCACUGCUCACUCAGCCCAGACUGGUCAGAUUGGUGGCGGUUCGACCAGUGGAAGACUUCACACCCUCACGGACAUGGAGUACAAUCAACUGCUCAACCUCCUUGGCUCGGUAAAGGCCUCAUCGGGUACUGAACCGCUCGAAGGACCUCACCUCGAAGACGUUGAUUGGAGCGGGUAAGCUACAAGGGGGGGUCUAUCGCAUCGAGCCGGGGAAUACGUUUGCAACAGCUGCCGUGGCGAGUUCA
Molecule: messenger RNA, 2006 nt
Organism: Striga asiatica
Lineage: Eukaryota; Viridiplantae; Streptophyta; Magnoliopsida; Lamiales; Orobanchaceae
Source: the annotation of a GenBank genome assembly